This is a messenger RNA of Cryptomeria japonica (Japanese cedar), 828 nucleotides long. Its product is annotated as transcription factor MYB1-like. Lineage: Eukaryota; Viridiplantae; Streptophyta; Pinopsida; Cupressales; Cupressaceae. Gene Ontology annotation, cellular component: nucleus. The annotation marks the transcript as partial. The record is from RefSeq and is a predicted model, not a curated record. Gene Ontology annotation, molecular function: transcription cis-regulatory region binding. The transcript has 3 exons. Gene Ontology annotation, biological process: cell differentiation.
AGUUGUAGGAGGACUAUAAGGCGAACAAACUCAAGUCAUGGUGUGAAUAGAGGCCCCUGGACAACUUCUGAAGAUCUUCAUUUGAAAAAACAAAUACAGCUUCACGAAGAAAGACACUGGAAUUCUAUUUCUGAUAAAGGAGGUUUGAAACGAACAGGAAAGAGUUGCAGGCUCAGGUGGAUGAACUACCUCCGCCCCAGUGUCAAAAGAGGUCAUAUAUCCGUUGAUGAUGAAGAACUCAUUAUCAGACUUCAUAAAUUGUUGGGGAAUAGGUGGUCAUUGAUUGCGGGUAGAAUGUCUAGACGAACAGAUAAUGAGAUCAAGAACUAUUGGAAUACACAUUUGAGCAAGAAAGUCGGCAGAAAAGAUCCCAAAUGCACCAAACAAGGCUAUAAACAUCAUGUUGGUGCAGCUACACAUUUACAGCUCUCGUCUGAUCAAAAUGAACAGGUGUGCAGUGAAGCAGAAAGAUGAAGGACAGUUGUGGAUAAUAUUAUAGCCACAAAUGAAAUCAUCGGUUCAACAGAGUCCGAAGAUUAUUCUGUAUGCAUUGUCAAAGAUCAGAACAGUUUUUCAUAUGAAGAAAUUGAGAGCUUUCUGGUGGAACCAGAUCGGGACAUACAAUGGAAUAUUUCUUCCAACUGGGGAAGUGUGAAUUACGAACAGUUUAAUGGAUAUGAAGAAUCUCUAGUACAAGAUACUUCAAUCCGUAUGGAGCAAAUCACAGAUGUAUCCAAUGAUGCUAACAACAUUUAUCAUGUGGAUUCUCUUCCAAAUUCAUCUUCGUUAUUAUCGGGAUUAAUCUACCCACCUUAUUUUUACUGCUUA